This is a messenger RNA of Perkinsus marinus ATCC 50983, 549 nucleotides long. RefSeq lists its product as hypothetical. The record is from RefSeq and is a predicted model, not a curated record. The transcript has a single exon. Gene Ontology annotation, molecular function: metal ion binding. The annotation marks the transcript as partial. NCBI's taxonomy places the organism in Eukaryota, Perkinsozoa, Perkinsida, Perkinsidae.
AUGCAAGCCCCGCCCCCCGUUAUCAUAGAGGCCAAGUCUCUCACUCUUUCGCCGGUUCGCCAUCAUAGUGAUGAAGGCAGUGAUGUUGAUAGUGACCAGCCGUCUAUGGCGAAUCGAACCCUUGGCGGACGUCUCAAUACGUGGUGGAGACGAACAACACGUUCCGUCUUGGGUGUGCCUGGUACUCCUCUGAGGUCACAGGGGAGCUCUUUCGGGGGCCAGGGUACUGCUGUUGGGAGCUCCAGCUCGAGCAACAAUCAGGUGCUGCAUCAAUCGUCAGAGGCUUAUCCUUCCAUUGGCAGCAGCCCCCCUUAUGUCCCCGACUCUGUCCCAAUGCUCGAUGGUGACGACCAACGUAGUUUGUGGAUGCCUGAUGAGAAGUGCACGGCCUGCUUCGGCUGCUCGAGAACCUUCCAUGCCUUCCGUCGGAAACAUCACUGCAGGAUAUGCGGUCGUAUCUUCUGUUACCGGUGCAGCAAUCAUUUUGUCAAGGGCCAGCACCGUGUCUGCGACCACUGCCAUUCGGCCCUACUGCAGCAGUCUCCGGAU